AUGAGUGGCCAAAGAACCGGCAGCACCCAUCAGGCCAAACGCCCGCGACUCGGCGAGCGUACCAUGUUGGCCUGCAUCGGCUGUAAGCAGAAGAAGCUCAAGUGCGACGGACAAAGUCCCAAGUGCCAGAAUUGCGUGAGGACUGGACGAGACUGCCUGGUAGAAGACCCCGGCACCGGCUUACAUCGCCCGCGCGACUACAUGAAGUCGCUGGAGGCCCGCGUUGCCUAUCUCGAAGGUCUCUUACAGCAGGCUCGGCCCGAAGUCGCCCUCGAUCACUUUGGUGCCAACCACGAGGGUAGUGGUGGUCGUGGUCGUGAAGCAGACCAACACGCUGUCGCCGCUGCCGCUUCUCAGAACGGCGGUCCCACGCAAGCAAUGUCUAUCAUGCAUAUGCCGUCGGCCCUCGCCCCGAAUCUUCAGGCUCACCCUUCGUCAUUCGAAGACGUGGACUUCUCACGGGCGCUGCGGGCGCCUUCUCCAGAUGUUGACGACCAUCAUGUCGAUACCCUGUCUUCAGAGGUUGCGCUGCUCUGUCUCAGCGCGGCCGGUCGAGAGCCGCAUUACUUUGGUCCUUCUUCCGCUGUUUCCUUUUCGCGCAUCGUCAGCGCUACCAUGGGUCUUGCCAGCACUGGCGGGAGCUCACAACAUAGCCAUGCAGGCCGGGGGAAGGAUAUCAAUCCUGAAGUGGUCCGAGAGGUUCCGUUGAGGUUACCGUCGCCGACGCUGAGGGCAAACUUGUCGGAAGCGUACUUUAACAACAUACAUCCCCAGUACCCAUUCCUUCACAAGCCGACGUUCCAGAUUUGGGAGGAGACUUGCCUCAAAGCGAGUCUCGACGGAGAUUUGAGCAGUGUUAACGGGUCGACACUCUUCUUCGUGUUGAUGGUCUAUUCAAUAGGGUCUUUAGUCCUUGGCCAAAGCCAUUAUGAUGCUGCUGAGGCUUACUAUUCUAUGGCCCUGGACCACAUCUCGGCUGUCUUGGAUCUCGACAGCCUAGAGUCCAUCCAAGCAAUAUUAGCCUGUGCUGUGUAUUCCAUCAGAUCACCUGUUGGUGUCAGUUUGUGGAAAGUCUCUGGCAUGGCUAUACGCCAUUGUAUUGAGCUCGGCUACCACCGCAGUGCCGAGAGAUACCAUAGGAAUACAGAUGCUUUGACUAAGGAGAUGUCCAAGAGGUGUUUCUGGGUCGCGUAUGACAUUGACAGAGUCGUUGCCUUCACACUAGGCCGCCCAGUUGGUAUUCCAGAUGACUCUAUUGAUGUUGAGUUACCACUAGAUAUCGAUGACGAAAAUGUGACUUCGGGAGGACUUUUGUCAGCCUCACGAACAUCAAGUACAGAUCCGCCGACACUUAUGACCGGCUUCAUCCAUGCUAUCAAACUGAGGCGUUUAUGGACAAAGAUCAGCGACAACUUGUACCCUCCGACAACUCGACGUUGCGGUUGUGGACAUACAGCGACGAUAGAGAGCCUCCGCCAAGAACUAGAGGAGUGGCGUGCAAAAACUCCCGAUCAGCUAAACUACUCAAGGGCGCAUCCGCUCUCGGUCUUCACCUCUCGCUCCUGGUUCCAGCUCGCUUACGACCACUCCAUUCUACUACUAUACCGCCACUACAUGAUGGGCGGAUCACUCGCGAACCACCCCACACCAGACGGCGGCGGUGGAGGAAACCCCAACGACAACGAAGCCACGGAGCGGGUGCUGGAAGAGUGCGCGGUACGCGCGCGGGAGAUGUGCAUGCUCUACCGCCGCGUCUACCAGUCCUCCUCGGUUCAGUUCACCUGGGGCAGCCUGCACAUCCUCUUCCUCGGCGGGCUGACGUAUCUUUACUGCCUGUGGCGCUCCAAGCGCGUUCGGGACUCGACGAGGCAGGCCGAUGUUGUUACGACUUGCAUGGCGUGCACCACCGUCCUCAUCAUCAUUGCUGAGCGGUGGAAUCUGGCGACGUCGUACCGGGAUAUCUUUGAGGCGCUGUCGCAGCGGACGAUUAGCAUGGUUUGCAAUGAUGGGCUGAAGCCGCCGGCGGCGGCGGCGAGUGGUAAUACUUCGUUGCCGGUGAUCGGGCCGGGCCCUGGGGCGGACGCUGAUAUGCAUGCUGCUUUCGGUGGUGGUGCGGCGCCGUCGAUGCAGGAUUGGAUUAUGGGGCUGGAUGACUUAUCGAUCCCGCAAGAGUCGGAGUGGCUGGUGCAAGAAUUGCUUCAAGGUGUUCGAGACUAUUAG
Messenger RNA from Colletotrichum acutatum, 2220 nucleotides. Its product is annotated as fungal-specific transcription factor domain-containing protein. Lineage: Eukaryota; Fungi; Ascomycota; Sordariomycetes; Glomerellales; Glomerellaceae. The transcript has 7 exons. Gene Ontology annotation, molecular function: sequence-specific DNA binding; DNA-binding transcription factor activity, RNA polymerase II-specific; zinc ion binding. Gene Ontology annotation, biological process: DNA-templated transcription; positive regulation of transcription by RNA polymerase II. Bases 1 to 2220 code for a protein of 739 amino acids. The record is from RefSeq and is a predicted model, not a curated record.